GCACAGGUAGGCAAGUGAAUUACUCAGUAAUGUUCACCAUUCUGUUCCCUCAGUUCCCUCAGUUCCUUCAUCUGCGAUAAUCCAGAGUGGAAAGACACGAUAUCUGAUCGGGCCAGUUCAGCUUCGCCUGUUUCUCUCUCAGUCCACUCUCUUAUUCCUCUUUUUGGUCGCCCAGGCGUCUAGCUGUCGUUGUACUGUGGCUCGUCUCCGCUCGCGGUCCCAGUGCAAACCUGGCUUUCCUUGCGCGUCUCUUUUUUUCUAGCCCUUGCAUACAUUCGCGUUGCCUUGUCUUCCUCCAUUGGGCUCUAAACGUCCGAAUUCGUCCAUUCCUUGCACGUCAUUCGAUCUUCGCCUGGCUCUGGGCGCCUUUCUGCACAUAUAGAGAUCACCAUGAGCCCUACUUUCAGUCUCCAAAGACCUGACUUGGGCACGUUGACGAGCGAGGACGAUAAAAUCACUACCGCGCUGUCCACAAUGAAUGCACGUCUGCCCGAGAUCAAGAGCCUCUUCUUGACGCGACGCUUCAAGAAUUGUGCUGCUGCAUGCGAAACGCUCCUCCAGGACACCACUUGGCACAAAGAUACCAACAACACCGUUUCUCAGAUAUACGAAUGCUACCUGAACUUCUAUGCGGGCCUUUCUUACGAUGCUCUCGCUCGAAACAUGGCUCACGCUGCUCCAUCCCGUGUUGCUGUGCUCCGUCAGGCUGAGAUCAAGUACCUUGCUGCUGAAGCCAAUCUUCCGCAGCCCGCCAGCACUCCCCUAUCUCAUUACGAAUCUGACGAGGGCCUCACGGCUGACGAUGAUGAUGUCUCACCCGAAAGCUCUGUUUCACACUCAACGCGCAAUUCCAUUAACUCGUACACUUCUCACUAUUCCGCCUACAGCCUUAAUUAUCUCCUCCAUUCUGAGACUAUGAGCACUUUAAUGCGCUCAGACACCAUGAAUACCUUCGAUCCAACCAGCCGCAUCAUCGAUCACUAUUACUCAUCCGACCGUGUACCCAAGCCGUCGCCGCUACAUAUCCGCAAAGAUAGACCUGCCGUCCGCUUGAGCGCCGUCUCCUUCCAUUUUCCCGUCACUCCUACUUCGUCUCUGGGCAACGACCCCUUCUCCGAUAUCCUCACCCCGCUCUCAGCAGCCCUCGACCACCCGGACGACUUCGCAGAGACCGCUUCAACAUUCAGCCCGUCCGAGCCAGACUGCGAAUACCCGGACGAGCAAAACUCGCACGACCGCAGCGGCGCAGACUCACCAACCCUGCCCCCUUCGCCCAUGCUAGCAGUCACGAGACCGCAGCACACCACCUCUAUCCCACAGUUCCCAGCACCUCCGUCACCACCACCAUCUCCACUCACACCCUCCGCAAACCACCCCUCGCGCUCAGCCAGCUCCUCUCGUGGCCUCAACUCGCCGCUUCCUAGCCCUCGCACAUCCAACCCUCGCCUCUCCGUCAACUCCGCCCUAUUCGCACAUGUCCUCGCGUACAACCAGACCCUUCGCUCCUUCAGCACAAUGCUAUACGCGCACAUUGCCGCUGUGCGUGACAUGCAAAAGGAGGCGCCAGUGGCUGCGGUCCGCAUCGCCAAGACUAAAGGAAGCAGCGUGAACCAGUGGCGCGAGCAGGAGAGCCAUGUCGUGCGGGAGGCGAAAAGGACGGAGUUGGUACAGAGGGCCUUGGCGAGGGAGAGGUUUCGGCCCGAGCGCUAUAUGGAGCUGUGCCAGAAGGCAUUGAGUGAGAUUUAGUGUGUGAUUAUUGGAUUUUGCGGGGCUAAUGUGUAGGAUGUUUGCAAUCUGGUUGGAGACCUGAUGUACUUUGGUCGAUAGUGCUGUGGUGAUGGUCCGCCUGGUCUGUUUGUCUAUGAUUGUUUCUGAGUACGGGGAGGACGAAUUUGGGAGACGAGAUCCUCGCGGCGUACAAGGAAGGCUCGGGCGUGUCGAUAUCUUACCUUGUUGCUAUAAGCUGCUUUGUUAUGAGAUUAUGCCUAGAUACCGAAAAGUUUGACUUACGAUGGAGUUCAGAGGUGUACAGAGGUGUUUAAAGCACACGUCCGUGACGAGUCAAGUCACUCUCCGUCCUGUAAUAUAUUCUACGCGUCCUUUGAUAUCACUACUACAAU
Pseudovirgaria hyperparasitica is the source of this 2120-nucleotide messenger RNA. RefSeq lists its product as uncharacterized. The record is from RefSeq and is a predicted model, not a curated record. The transcript has 2 exons. NCBI's taxonomy places the organism in Eukaryota, Fungi, Ascomycota, Dothideomycetes, Acrospermales, Acrospermaceae. The coding region runs from base 391 to 1746 and encodes 451 amino acids.